UUCAUCAAGAAACCACAACACACACAUGGCCGACGACAACACUCAACGAUGCCCAGGAAACCCCGUCGGCAGCGGAUUCAAACCCGACAAAAACAUACGUCCAUCGGUCGACAGCAACGACAGCGUCAACCAACGAUCGCCGAGAAGUUCCGGCGGAUUCACAACGGACAAAGACAUAGGCAGCCACAGACCAAAGCAUCGGUCUCUAUACAGCAUCGAUAGCACCUCGAGCCUAUACUCUAUCGACUCUCAAAGAUCGAAGCCGCCACCGCCGGGGACUUACCACGUUCAACUCCCUAAAGAGCAAAUCUACCGCGUCCCCCCGCCGGAGAACGCACGCCGUUACGAGGACCUCUCUCGCCAGAAACACAACCGCUGCCGAUGCUGCUGCUGUUACUUCGUCGUCACGUUACUCAUUCUCUGCUUACUCGCGGCACUCGUCGUGGGGAUCUUUUUUCUAGUUUGCCGGCCGCAUAAGCCGCGAUUCUCCGUGAGCGGAGUCUCCGUCGCCGGGAUCAACCUCACGUCGCCGUCUCCUUUCUCUCCGGUGAUCGGACUCAAGAUGCGGUGCAACAACGUUAACGGUAAGCUCGGUUUGGUGUACGAGAGAGGAAGCGCGGUCGAGAUUUUUCACGAGGGGAUCAGACUUGGUGACGGCGAGUUCACGGCGUUCGAGCAGCCGGCUGAGAAUGUGACGGUGACGGUGACGAGGUUGAAGGGGUCGAGGAUCCAGCUAACGAGCUCGUCGCGGAGAGAUCUCGUGGAGGAGCAGAAGAAAGGAAAAGUGCGGGUUGACGUGAGUGUUAAAGCGCCGAUUAGGUUUAGGGUUGGUGCCGUGACGACGUGGACGAUGGGCGUCACCGUGGACUGCAAGGUAACAGUGGACAAACUGGCGUCAUCAGCAACUGUGAUAACGGAAGAUUGCGUUACGGAAGACAUAAGACUGAUUUGA
Messenger RNA from Raphanus sativus (radish), 952 nucleotides. Its product is annotated as NDR1/HIN1-like protein 13. Gene Ontology annotation, cellular component: plasma membrane. The record is from RefSeq and is a predicted model, not a curated record. The transcript has a single exon. Lineage: Eukaryota; Viridiplantae; Streptophyta; Magnoliopsida; Brassicales; Brassicaceae. The coding region runs from base 26 to 952 and encodes 308 amino acids.